AUGCCCACACCGCAAUACCAUGGAAAUAACUGGUCGGAAUUACAGUUCUUCCUAGUUGACCUCAAGGGUAUAUUCAUGGCGUCUAGCGACCAGUUCGCGGAGGACUCGAUGCGCGUUCUCUACGCUAGCUGCUGCCUGAAAGGCAGCAUCAAGCGGCGAUGGACAGCCUAUGCACAGCAACAGGGAGGAGAAUAUUUCACCUGGCCGAUGGUUGAGCAAUGGUUGAAGGACCAGAGACCGGACGCAGCAACCCGCUGCUUCGAUGCGCACAAACGACUAGCUAGCUGCUUGAUGCACCAACAACAGAAGGGCCAAUUAUUCCUUGACGCCUGGGAAGUUAUCGAGGCCGAAGUACCGAAUCCGGGCCCGGAAGAGAAUCGAGUUUGCCAAGCGCUCCUGAACGUGACGCAGCAAUACCAGGACUGGGUUGUUGGCAACGGGGUCCCUACGACCUGGGAGCAACUUCGCGACGAGGCUCUUAACAUGGACAAUCUUGAGGCGCCACGCCAGAGCCGCCAAAGUUACAACAACUAA
This is a messenger RNA of Emericellopsis cladophorae, 534 nucleotides long. RefSeq lists its product as uncharacterized. The transcript has a single exon. The record is from RefSeq and is a predicted model, not a curated record. Lineage: Eukaryota; Fungi; Ascomycota; Sordariomycetes; Hypocreales; Bionectriaceae. Bases 1 to 534 code for a protein of 177 amino acids.